GUUCGUUCAGUCAUGUCGAAGACACGCAAGUCCAAGUCGACGCCGUACGUCCCGCCGACAUCGGCAGCAGGAUCGGCCUUCACAUACCUCCUUGAGACGAGUCCUGCCGUGCAGCAUGCUGCGUCGUUCCUUGAAACUCACAUCCCAGUGUACGCUCGCCAGCCAUCGUUGGACAACCUCUACGACGGGUCGAUCCAGCGCCUCCGGCACUUCAUGACCAAAUCCGAGUGUCAAGACGCCAUCGCUCUCGCCAAGCGCAUUGGGUUCGCACACGUCUUUCAUCCGCAGACGUCAGAGUACGCGUUCCGAGACAACGACCGACUCCUACUUCGUUCCCCGGCCUUGGCGUCGCAAUUGUGGGAGCGCCUUCGUCCGUUGCUUCCACCGUCGCUCGACAAGGCAGUGGGGUGCAACCCCGCGAUCAAGUUCUAUCGAUACCGCACCGGCCAGGCGUUCGGAUGCCAUGUAGACGAGAGCGUCGUGGACGAACCCACGUCCACCGAGAGUCGAUACACGCUGCUCGUGUACUUGAACGACGCGGCGGACUCGGGGCUUGUCGGCGGCGCCACCCGGUUCUACGUGAGCACGUCGAGCCGCCGAGCCUCCAAGAAGUCGAAGAAGGAACCCAAGGAAUGCGCGUUGGACGUGAUGCCCGAGACAGGCAUGGUGCUCAUGCACGGCCAUGGCGACCACUGCCUCGAGCACGAAGGCGCGCGCGUGGACGGCGGCGAAAAGUACGUGCUGCGGACCGACGUCAUGUUUCCCUUGUGACAGCACUUCGAAAGCAAGCUAGAGUACCUUGGCCUCAAAGGUUCACAGAAGUAGAGUCCAUACUACACAAGCGCAAGUGCAUGGGAGGCCGACAUUGCACUAUGGAAUUAUGGCAACUUUGAUCCAUCGUGGUGUACUAGUACAUAUGUAGACUACGCUAAUGCGAUAUAGUAAUACUAGAUGGAAUGCAGGUCGUUGCUGUGCAAUUCCAG
Messenger RNA from Aphanomyces astaci, 983 nucleotides. RefSeq lists its product as hypothetical. Gene Ontology annotation, molecular function: L-ascorbic acid binding; iron ion binding; procollagen-proline 4-dioxygenase activity. The transcript has a single exon. NCBI's taxonomy places the organism in Eukaryota, Oomycota, Saprolegniomycetes, Saprolegniales, Verrucalvaceae. The record is from RefSeq and is a predicted model, not a curated record. The coding region runs from base 13 to 771 and encodes 252 amino acids. Gene Ontology annotation, cellular component: endoplasmic reticulum. Gene Ontology annotation, biological process: peptidyl-proline hydroxylation to 4-hydroxy-L-proline.